Molecule: messenger RNA, 1164 nt
Organism: Lasiosphaeria miniovina
Lineage: Eukaryota; Fungi; Ascomycota; Sordariomycetes; Sordariales; Lasiosphaeriaceae
Exons: 3
Coding region: 141-797 (218 amino acids)
Source: RefSeq, a predicted model, not a curated record
AGCGGGAUGGGGAUGCCUCAAGGCAGCCACAAUUGUCCCACCUCCGUCCCUUGCCCUUUCCUCCGAGAAUGCUGCCGAACCAGCAAACACAGCAGUGACGGUCAGCGCUUACUCCGCAGUACGCACACGACAUUCCUAACAUGGAAAUGCUCUCCAUCAAUGCUGGCAACGGACGAGCCAAGGUAGCUCCCGUCGUACAUGUACAUACAUACAUACAUGUUCCAAACCAAGGCAAUGUUGAAGUCGGCUCUCUGCUGCCUGGGCUGGACAGCUUUCUCUUGAUCUUGGAGUUGCACGUGGGAAAGCGUGGCGAUGCAGCAAACCUGGGGUUGUGUUGGCGCAUUGGAAUAUGUUUCAUGUUUUUCAGCUCUUCUUUUCCACUGCAGCCACCAACCUUCCGUGGCCCCCGCCUCCCGGUCGGGUUGUGGCCUUUUGUGUGUUUUCCAACAGGCUCCAGCUCAAGUUGGUGGUGCUGUUACCGCCUGCCACCACACCUGGCACGCCGUAGCUGGCUAGUCUCUUGUCCGGCCCGGAGCGAGGGGGCGGCGGGUUUGUGGAGAAAAUGCGCCAAUCGGGGCCGUGGAUGGGAUGGAUUCCUCUCGAGAAACCAACCGCUUCAGGUUCCAACGGUUUUUCUAAACGUGGAAGUGCCAAGAGCCAGCGGACGACCCUCGAUGCAGGCAGAAUGCCGAGAAACACUCGAGGUCCCAAGGUUGGGUCGUCCAUCCCAUCCCACAUUCCUACCCCGCCAAGUUCUUUCGCUGUGCCUCUUUCUUCAGCGAACAAAUGAAGAUUGAUUACAUGGUAAUUGCCCUGGAGAGGGGCCCGAAUGACGCGUUCACAAAGCACCCCCAAACGACGGUGGAACGUGGGAUAGCUGAGGGAGCCAAUAUACAGGUGUUGAACGAUUUCAGCCCCCAUGUGUCAAGCGUUUACUCAGCUAGACCAUUCGGCUCCCUUUACUUCCGAACGACAGAGUCAACCCUGAAGCAGACGUUGGCAGUCGGGAGGGAGAGAAGUUCACCGGUCCCGGAAGCACGACGUGUCUCGAAGACCCUUGGCGUCUCCUCCAUGGAAAAGAGUCGACGGCUCAAGUCUUGUGUGCACUUCAGAUUCCUGCCUACCUAGCGGGUUAGGUUAAGUCCUUCAACAUGGGACCUGUCU